AUGGAGUCAUCCACGCUAGCUGCAAUCCUAGUCCUAUCCCUUAUAUUUGGUGUUCCCCUGACCAUUUAUGUCUCUUUCCUUCUCCUCUGCCUGAUCCCAUGCGUCCAGCGGAAUAUAAUCUACGCCCACAAAAUCCACACUCUCUGGUGGAAGGAUAUCAAUAAGCCCGAGCAAUGGGGGUUUGCCACAACCCCCUUUUCCAUCACCACCUCCGACGGUGAAACCCUGUACGCCUGGCACAUUCUGCCUCUCCCACUCUAUGUCAAACAUGAAGCCUCUCUCUCAGCCCAACCAACCGGCUUCUGUGAGGAUAUCAUUAAGACAGAGAACUUCCGCCUGCUGCGGGAUGACCCGAAUGCUAAGCUCGUCAUCUCCUGCCACCGCCCUUCACACUACCACGCCCUAACCGACUCAACACCCUACCACCUCCUCACAAUCGACUACCGUGGCUUCGGCCUCAGUACCGGCACACCCACGGAGCGCGGCCUGAUCCUCGACGCGGUAGCUUCAGUCCGCUGGGCGGUUGAGAUAGCUGGUGUGCACCCCUCGCGCAUCGUCCUCAUGGGCCAGUCGCUUGGGACGGCGGUGACCUGUGGGGUUAUCGAGGCGCUUCUUUGCGGUCAGGAGGGUGAUGAUGAGGGGUUCCACGUCAAGGAGGAUUUCGCGGGAAUUGUCCUCGUCGCGGGCUUCAGCAGCCUGCCCCGUAUGCUGGGCGGGUAUGCCAUUGCGGGCUGGGUACCUGUCCUAAGGCCGCUGAAGGUCUGGCCUCGGUUAUAUGAGAGCAUUGUUGGCAGGCUGGUGGAUAAAUGGGACAGUGCGGUGCGGUUGAGGAGGGUGGUGAGUGAGGUGAGGAAGAGGAAGGGGAGGUUGAGAUUGAGCUUGGUCCAUGCUAAGGAUGAUUGGGAUAUCCCGUGUAAGGAGGACGAUACGUUGUUUGAGCAGGCGAUCAAAGGGCUAGUUGAGGAGGCUGAGGCGGGGGAAAGGGUGUUGAGUUCGGAGGAGCUAGGGAGGGAGAAGACCAAGAGGAUGGUUAUCAAGGGGAAGGACGCGUUUUUGGUGACCUGGAGGGAAGGAGAUGUGGUUGUUAGGCAGGAGCUGUUCCCUUAUGGGGGGCACAACAACAUCCUAUGCUACGCGCCUGUAUUACUUGCGGUUAUGAGGGCAUUUGGGGCAGAGGAUGAGAGUGAAUGCUCAGAGUAA
Molecule: messenger RNA, 1200 nt
Organism: Thermochaetoides thermophila DSM 1495
Lineage: Eukaryota; Fungi; Ascomycota; Sordariomycetes; Sordariales; Chaetomiaceae
Exons: 5
Coding region: 1-1200 (399 amino acids)
Source: RefSeq, a predicted model, not a curated record